CCUCAACCUGCGACAGUGAUGACCGAUCAAUAAGCGGAUGCCAUGUCGAUCGGGGUGUAAGGCAUAUAAGGAAUUACUGCAUUGGUAGGGUCCUCGAAUAGACCCGCUGCAGCGCGAAGCAAGUUUUUCUCUGCCGCUAUAUCUAAAUGUACAGAACAUACCAAGACAGCUUAACUAAUCCCUACGUUUCUACUUCGCUAGUAUGCUAUGGAAUAUGAACGAGUUUUUCGACUCCAAUCUAGGACAUUCCAUGUUAGCGUAUCUAGGGAUAGCUGUAGUAGCAGUCGGCCUUCCUAUCCUCUAUCAAUGGCUUCUGCCCAAGCCUCUCCCCGGUAUUGCGUAUAACCCGGAAGCCACAAAGUCAUUGUUUGGCGAUGCGCCGAACAUGAGUCGUGAAAUUGGCCUCACAGGUGAAUUUAGCAUGUGGUUGGCCAAGCAGGUGGAGAGAAUGAAUUCUCCAGUGUGCCAGGUCUUUGUACGUCCGUUCUCGAAGCCCUGGAUUCUCAUCGCAGACUUUCGCGAAGCCCAGGAUAUUUUGAUGAGAAGGGCCGAAUUCGACAAGCCGGCGUUCCUCAGCGAUGGCAUGUUGUGCUUGGGCGACUUUCAUGCGCGAUACAAAACCAACGAUGCCUUCCGGGAGCGUCGUCGCAUGAAACAGGACCUGAUGACUCCCACCUUUCUCAACGGCUCCAUGGGCCCUGCAAUGCAUGCCAAGGGACUGGAAUUAGUCAGGCUUUUGGAGAUGAAGGCUGAGCUGGCUAACGGGAGGCCGUUCAGCAUCAAAGCAGACUAUGACUACGCCGCUCUCGAUGUGAUGCUGAGCUACGCAUUCGGCGACAAUCUGGAUGAUUCGGCGAUCCGUCCACAGCUGGACCAUAUCGCCCAGCUGGACCGCUCUCAGAUCCCCGAUGGGGCCCCCGAUGAGCCCGUGGUGUUUCGCCACGCUCCGAUCAGCCCGUUUCUCCAAGCAGUGCAUGACGCACCCGAGGUUCUCGAGAAAACCACAGUGUCAUGGGCCCCACGCCUGAGCCAUUGGUGGUGGAAGCAGCAGCCAUGGUACAAGAAGAUCUUUGAACAGAAGAGCCGCGUUGUCCCGCAGCAGCUCUCGAAAGCUAUUACCAAUUACCGCAAAGGGACUAUCAAAUCUGCUUUAGAGCAUAUGCUGAUGCGCGAGGCCGCCAUGGCAGAAAAGCAGAGCCGGCAGCCCCAGUUCGAGAGCCAGACUCUAGUUGACGAGGCUUUUGCCGACUUGAUCGCAGGCCAUCAUACCACGGGAGGCUCGAUGGGUUGGGUGACAAAGUUCUUAACAGGGUACCCUGAAACCCAAGCGUCGCUGCGAGCCGCAUUGUAUGCAGCCAUUCCAGAGGCUGUCGGGGACAAGCGAUCGCCCACCUUUGAUGAGUUGCGACGGGCCAAAGUGCCCUAUCUCGAGGCAGUCAUAGAGGAGAUGCUGCGUCUGACGCCGUUUAGCAUGACGCGGGAGGUGACGACUGACACAGAAAUCUUGGGGCAUAAAAUUCCCAAAGGCUGUCAAGUGUUCAUGGUAAACGGCGGACCGGGAUACCUGUCACCGUCGUUGCCAGUCGACGAAGCCAAGCGCAGUCCGACCUCGCAGAUAGCCCGAGUCCGAGGUAACUGGGACGAAUCGAAGGACCUGAAGCUUUUUGACCCAGAACGAUGGCUCGUGGUCAAGGGCGAUGGGAGUGUUGACUUUGACGGAGGGGCCGGACCACAAUUGGGCUUUGGCAUGGGAAUCAGGCAAUGCUGGGGCAGACGAAUGGCCCAUUUGGAAAUCCGGACAAUCAUUGCCCUAAUCGUGUGGAACUUCGAUCUACUUGACAUUCCGAACUCGCUUGGUGGCUACGCAGGGUUCGAUGGUAUCUCUCGUCAGCCGCAAAGAGUCUUUAUCCGACUGAGGAGAAGGGCACUUUAAGAUAUAGAGCUUGCAGAUACGAGCCGAUAAAACGAUGCUGACAAAACCUAAUGGCCGCUAACUAGUUAAC
Molecule: messenger RNA, 2003 nt
Organism: Aspergillus alliaceus
Lineage: Eukaryota; Fungi; Ascomycota; Eurotiomycetes; Eurotiales; Aspergillaceae
Product: cytochrome P450
Exons: 2
Coding region: 203-1933 (576 amino acids)
Molecular function (GO): heme binding; oxidoreductase activity, acting on paired donors, with incorporation or reduction of molecular oxygen; iron ion binding
Source: RefSeq, a predicted model, not a curated record